UUUGCCCUGCUUCUGGCCUGAGAGCUUGGUAACGCAGGCCAGGUGCAGCUGGUUAGCCUGAAGACACAUUUCACCUGGAUGCCUCUUCUCCUCUCCCAGGGCCCACUGCAGUCCCAGAUCCCUGUAGCAGCUUUUCCUGUGGGGCUCUGGCUUUUCUUAUAAACCAGGGCUCUGGGAGCCCAAGGGGUUUUCUCUGUUCCAAGGGGCUUCAGUUUGGGUGAGGAGGGAAGGAGACCAUCUCUUAAAGGCCCCUAGGAUGUAGUGCCAGAAGCUGGUGGGCUCUUGUUGCAGUGGCAGCCCUGUGAAGCAGAUGAAGUGCCAUGUUGUCCCGUAGCUCCAUGGUGGCCCUGGGGCUCGGCUCUGAGCCCAGCUGCAGCACCCCAGUCCAGGUGCAAGCAAACCCCUUCUCUGCCCUGCACUUGCUUCCGCGCAGGAGCUCGCUCCUUCCCCCGCUCAGCCAGGAGGACUUCUUCGAGAGCUUCGAUGGGAGCUUCUAUGAUGUGAAUGAUAUUUUUGGGGCUGACUCAUUUGAGUGCGACUGCUCCGUGCCCGAUUCGCAGCUGAUCAAGAGGAUCGUUUCUCAAGUGGAGUUCUACUUGUCUGAUGAGAACCUCGCCAAGGAUGCCUUCCUCCUGAAGCAUGUCCAGAAGAACAAGAUGGGUUUUGUGAGCAUCAAACUACUGACCUCUUUCAAGAAGGUGAAAUACCUCACCCGAGACUGGCGGCUCACUCUGUAUGCCCUGCAUUUCUCAGAGCUCCUAGAAGUGAAUGAGGAAGGGACCAAGGUGAGGCGGAGAAACCCCAUCCCAGAGUCUCUCCUGAGCAUCCCACCGAGCAAGCUGCUCCUGGCCUGGAACCGCCUGCCCCACGAGCAAGCCCUGUCCCUGCCGCUCCAAAAGAGCUUCAUCGAGACCAUCACCAAGAUGUUCAGCCCGUUCGGUGCCAUCACCUCCAUCCGCAUCCUGCGGCCCGGCAAGAAGCUGCCGUCGGACGUGAAGAAGUAUUCCUUCCGCUACCCCGAGCUGCUGACCAAGUGCUGUGCCUUGGUGGAGUACGAGAGCCUGGAGAACGCUAGGAAGGCCUACGAGGAGCUGAACCACAGCCAGGGCUCGCUGGGCAUCAAGGUGGUCCGUCUCUCGGGGAAAGGCUCCAAGAAGAAGAGCGGGGCUGAGCAAGAGGAGGAGGUGGAGCUGGCUGGCAAGCCAGGCUGGAAGCCGCAGGCAUCACCGGCAUCGGAGAAGAUGCCGUGUAGCACGGGAGACUCCUUCUUCUGCAGCUCCUCCGAGUCCGACAGCACACCAACUUCCCCUCCUGUGCUAAUGCAGCAGUAUCUCUCUUCUCCGGCGUGGCCCGCCAGCAGCCUCUGCAGCUUGGGGGCAAGCUUCAAACCCUGCUUCUUCAGCACCCCGUACUCCAGCCCUCUUCUCUCCGGUAAAGCCCUCCAGUGCCCUUCAUCGCUGGCCGCCGAGCUGGGGAACGGAGGACCGUCCAGCCUGAGCGCGAGCCCCGAGUACCACCGAUUUUCUGACUCCUGCUGGGACAGCGGGAUCGGGUCUGGCAGCUCGUGGGUGCAGCGGCGACGCGCGGCGGCUCAGAGCCCACCUCUGGAAACCAAACCUCUACUCUGCAGCCCUCUGGCGGCGAGGAAGGUGCCCGAUUCCUUUGGCCUUCGACCGGGUGUGAUCCGCCUGCCCCAUGGGCCGGAUGGGACCAAAGGCUUCUACAGCAGCAUCGGGCGAGGGAAGCUGGUCCUGAGGCACUGAUGCUACCGCUGCUGCUUCUCUCAAGUAACGUAACCUCUCUAAAUUUUUUUUUUUUUUUCCCCACCCCACCCUCCUGGAACAUUUUGAUUAUCUGCUAAUGAUGUAAGUGCAGCCACUUAGGAAGCUGGAGUGUGAAGUCUUGGCAACUUAGGGAUUAGGAGGAGCUUGCAGUGAGUCGGCUGGCAAGGUGAGAUGCUGAGGCUGAUGUAUCGAGCCACCAUGCCCAGCCAGCAUGGCUGCUUCUGUCUCGGUGCUGUCUAGUAUCUAGACACCUUCUAAAAUAUCCCAGCUCUCUAGCUGAGACUGGUGACGGCUUGGGGCCCAGAGUGAACUAUAACGCUUGGCUAGUAACUGCAGACGUAUCUCAACCUGCACCUAUUGCAAGCAAGACUCAAUGGCUUGUUCCUCUGUCCGAUCCAAUAAUGUUGCCUCCGGUGCUCUGAGCAAUGCAUCACGUUGGGGGUUUCCACCCCGCUGGUUCUUGAUCUUCGGCUUGUGCGACCAGGCCGGAGGAGGAGGUAACGGUGCUGCAGAGCUGUAGUAGUAGGUUGUUUCUUGUGGGGGUGGGUGGGACUUGUCUGUAAUUUGGCAAAAGAGGUUACGGAGAUCAAAUGUUAAAAUGAUCAAUAAAGAGAGUGGAAGUGUUCCAGGCA
Gavialis gangeticus (Gharial) is the source of this 2416-nucleotide messenger RNA. RefSeq names its product la-related protein 6-like. The record is from RefSeq and is a predicted model, not a curated record. Gene Ontology annotation, cellular component: nucleus. Bases 321 to 1763 code for a protein of 480 amino acids. NCBI's taxonomy places the organism in Eukaryota, Metazoa, Chordata, Crocodylia, Gavialidae. Gene Ontology annotation, molecular function: mRNA binding. The transcript has 4 exons. Gene Ontology annotation, biological process: RNA processing.